This is a messenger RNA of Cladophialophora immunda, 2384 nucleotides long. Its product is annotated as gamma-glutamyltransferase. Gene Ontology annotation, cellular component: plasma membrane. The record is from RefSeq and is a predicted model, not a curated record. Bases 462 to 2258 code for a protein of 598 amino acids. The transcript is spliced from 6 exons. Gene Ontology annotation, biological process: glutathione catabolic process. NCBI's taxonomy places the organism in Eukaryota, Fungi, Ascomycota, Eurotiomycetes, Chaetothyriales, Herpotrichiellaceae. Gene Ontology annotation, molecular function: glutathione gamma-glutamate hydrolase.
CAGGAGUGGGUGAUCAUUGAUUGUUGUCCGCCUGCAUGGUCGGUGGGCGCUGGCCGGGCUGCCAAAUUCGAUAUUUUGUUUCCCACUUGAUUACAGGCCGUUUUGGGGGAUAUUCUUCUAGUUCAUUCCCUUCUCCAUCUCUAUAUACGCAUUCUUGCUUGCUCUUGCAUGGCUGGUCGUCUCUAGCAGCAUUAGUUACAUUUUCCUCCUAGUCCAGUCGAGCUUGUCUGUCGAUCCUCGAGCUGUUAUGCGCUGUAACGGUAGCUAAAGCUGUUGACUGGAGGGCUGAAGGGUUCCUUGCGUCAUUCGAGCGACCUCCACGGGUCUUGUGAGGGCUCGCGUGCCUCAAUCGUGGGACAGAACCCGCACUCCAAGUUACAUUUACCUGUUCCUGGAUCAACGUGUGAAGCUGCCUACUUGGGCUUCAAGCUGCAGCGGGACUGCCACCCCCCCUAGAAAAGAUGGCUUCGUCACUCUUUGCCGGCGCUUUCUUUCCAUUGCACCCUGCACGCUCAUUCAAGACUUCAAGCUGGCUGUUCAUCAUGUUGUCGUUAUUGCAACUAGCCUGUGCUUUGGUUGUCCCGCCGUUGGUCCAACAGGCUGGCGCCAAUCCCCUCCCUCAUAUUCGGCAACAGUAUGCGCCAGAUUCGAUGGGCGCUGUAGCGAGCGAGAGCAGUGUUUGCAGCGACAUCGGCAUUGAUCUGCUCCGACAGGGUGGGAAUGCUGCAGAUGCGCUUGUCGGCACUGUGUUUUGCACCGGAGUUAUUGGCAUGUAUCACAGCGGCAUUGGUGGUGGAGGUUUCAUGAUCGUCCGCAGUUCAAAUGGGAGCUACGAAGUGAUAGAUUUCCGAGAAACAGCCCCUGCUGCUGCUUUCCAGGACAUGUAUAACAAUAACACCAAUGCGAGCAUUUUCGGGGGUUUGGCGAGCGGAGUCCCAGGAGAAGUUCGAGGCCUGGCUCACUUACACCAGAAUUACGGGAAACUCCCCUGGAAUCAGGUAAUGCAAGGAGCCAUCAAGACCGCGAGAUAUGGCUGGACAGUCAGCGAGGACCUGGUGCGUUAUAUGGAAUCUGGUAUGGCUUCCGCCGCCGUGCCGAACUUCCUCGUGGACGAUCCAAACUGGGCAAUCGAUUUCGCACCUAACGGGACUUUACUCGGAACCGGAGACACGAUAACACGGAAGAGAUACGCAGACACGCUCGAAGCCAUUGCACAGGAAGGACCUGAUGCCUUUUACCAAGGCCCGAUUGCAGAGGCAACGAUCGCAGCAGUGCAAGCGGCGAACGGAACCAUGACCCUCGAGGAUCUGCACAACUACACUGUCGCCAUUCGACCAACAGCUAACAUCACGUACCGGGGAUAUCGUCUGUUUAGUUGCAGCGCCCCGAGCUCUGGCGAGGUCGCCCUCUCGGUCCUGAAGACCCUUGAGCUAUAUCCCGAUUUCUUCCACGCCGGAACCGUCAAUCUGAGCACUCAUCGAUUGGACGAGGCGAUCAGGUUUGGAUAUGGGGAGAGAACCAGUCUCGGUGAUCCUUCGUUUGUGCAUAACCUGUCGGCGUUUCAAGAUGAAAUGCUCUCUGAAGCGUCGGCACGAUACAUUCGGAGCAAAAUCUCAGAUCUCCGGACGUUGAAUGUCUCGGCGUACGACCCGGCAGGCAUCGAAUCCCUGGAAACUCCGGGCACUUCUCACAUCGUGACGGCAGAUGCCUCGGGGAUGGCUGUCUCCCUGACCACGACGAUCAAUCUGUUGUUUGGGUCGCAGGUUCUGGUUCCAGAAACAGGUGUGAUUAUGAACAACGAAAUGAACGACUUCUCCAUCCCUGGAUCGUCGAAUGCUUUUGGAUACGUUCCGAGUCCAGCCAACUAUGUGCGACCAGGGAAGAGACCACUGUCAUCCAUCUCGCCCACCAUCGUGGAGUAUGGGAAUGGAACGCUUUACUAUGUGACUGGAGCCGCGGGAGGCUCGCGGAUCAUUACGGCGACAAUUCAGAGUCUGGUCCAUGUGCUUGACCAGAACAUGACAGCUCCGCAGGCGCUGGCGCAGCCACGCCUUCACGAUCAACUUAUUCCAAACCAAGUGUCUUUUGAAUACGCGUACAACAACGAGACAGUCGCGUUCAUGAAGUCGAGAGGCCAUAACACUACCUUUAUCGCGCCCGGUCAGAGCUCAGCCCAAAGCAUCCGCCGGUUACCUAAUGGCACAUUUGAAGCCGCAGGUGAGCCACGGCAGAAAAACAGCGCUGGUCUAGCGAUAUAACCCAGAUCGCAGAAAGUGAUUGGAAGUGGUCCGUAGAAUGGGCGUGUGGCCUGCAUGUAUGUAGUCUUCCAGCUAGAGUCGUCGCGCAGCUAUAGGGAGCUAUAUGGCUGCCAUAUCAUGUCGCUC